Moneuplotes crassus is the source of this 707-nucleotide messenger RNA. The record is from the annotation of a GenBank genome assembly. NCBI's taxonomy places the organism in Eukaryota, Ciliophora, Spirotrichea, Euplotida, Euplotidae.
UAGUCUGUAUCAGCUAAGCACAUCUUUUAAAAAUAUCUCUCAAAUGCAAAGAAAAAGGGAUCCUCUCCUUUGGAGCAGCUUCCUAGACCAGAACUAUUCAAGAGAUUUUCACGUGAAUCUAUCGUCUUAAACCAACAGAUUCCUAAAUAAUCUAUCAAAGAAGAAGAAUAAGAACAAGUUAUUGCAAAAAUUGAAUAAGACGACCAUGAAAGAAGCUUCUAAAAUCCCAAAAAUGCCAUUCGAACAGAUCCGGCUAACCAUUUGCAAAAAGUCCUGUGAGAUUAAUGAACUUGAUACUCACGAAGGUUGACAUGUUAUAAUGCCCAAAGGAUUAGGGCGGAAACGAAAUAGUAUAACCGACCUCAACAAGACCUUUGAAGGGAAGCCUCCCAAGUUAGGUAUUUUCAGAGGAAGUUCAGUCCCACUUGAUUACAGUAAGAUCAUCCUCAAGAACUCUAAAAUGAAGCUAUUCACUGAAGGUGAUGAUGAUGAGUUAUCUUCAUGUGCUCCAAAUCUUAGAAUCAUGAUCAGGAAUUCAGAGAUUAUUAGUUACUACAAGAAAGGCUCUAAAUUGAUGGGAAAUGACCCUGAGAAAACUCCUGAAGCCACUCCUACAUUCUCGUUAGACUCUCCUCAUUAUUGGAAUAGGUAGGAUAGUGUUUUGAAUCGGUAUCAGGAUUAAAAAUAUUAUAGAUAUUUGUUAUUCA